Molecule: messenger RNA, 2906 nt
Organism: Haemorhous mexicanus (house finch)
Lineage: Eukaryota; Metazoa; Chordata; Aves; Passeriformes; Fringillidae
Product: zinc finger protein 883-like
Exons: 4
Source: RefSeq, a predicted model, not a curated record
AAUUUUAUGCAAAACCAUAAAAAGUCCCACAAAAUCCACCCCGGGAUCCAAAGAAAUCCUGGCAACACCCAAAAAACCCCACAAAACCCCCCCCAAAUUGCACAAACAUCCACAAGAAACCCCAAAAACUUACGUAAAAAACCUAGACCUCAAAGAAUCCCACUAAAUGCUUCACAAUUCCAAAAAAGCCACGCAAAAUCCCCCAGAAAUUCACGAGAAUCCCAAAACUCGCUACAAAAUCCUAGUAAUUCUCCCCAAAAUGGUAAAAAAAAAAACCCCAAAUAUUUUAAUAAACCCCAAACAACAUCAGAAAAAACACCCCCCUAAAGUGCCAAUAAAACUCCCCAAACCCAAACUGCCCAGAGCGAGCCCGGAGCCCAUCCCGGGCUGGGCCUCAGCUCGGCCCUUGGGGGCAUUUUGGGCCAGCCUGGGCAGGGUUAGGGUGGGCUCAGAUCCCUGGCAGGGACUCCCAGCUGUUCAGGUCCCUUUGGCUGAUUUUGGGCCAAAUCUGGUGGGGUUUAGGCCAGUUUUGAUAAUUUUAGAAUAAACUGGGCAGUUUUACAAUGGAUUUUAGAUCCCUUUGGCUGAUUUCAGGCCUCUUUGGUUAAUUUUAGUUUAAGCCAAGCUUCCUGAGGGCGAUCUUAAGUUCCAUUGUGAGCGUUUGAAACCAAUCUUGGUGAUUUUAUGUCUCUGUGGCUGAUUUUAUGUGAAACCAGGUGGGUUUUAGGGUGGAUUUUAAGCUCAUUUGGGUGAUUUUAGUCCAAACUAGGCACAUUCAGGGUGGAUUUGAGCCCAUUUCAGAGAAUUUAAGAGUGGAUUUAGGUCGUUUUGUGUGGGUUGUAAAAUAAUUUGGGCACUUUUGGGUCCAUUUGUCUGAUUUUAGGCCAAACCUGGUGGAUUUUGGCUGCAUUUGAGGCCCUUUUGUGUGAUUUUAAACCAAACCGGGCCCUUUUAGGACCGUGCGUCUCCUUGGCCCGGCCCCUUUCCCCUCACGGUUCCGCCCUUUCCUCGCCCCCUUUCCCCUCAGGGUUCGGCCUUCAGGAAUGGGGAGGAGGAGGAGGGAGGGAGGAAGAGGCCGAGUGGCAGCAGGAAGCAGCUGGAGCAGGGGAGAGGGAACCCUGGAGUGGCCGCAGCCCCAGGAGCAUCGCCCCCAUCCCGCAGGAUUUCCCAUUCCCAACCCCUGGGAGGCUGUGAGGAAGAGGAAGAUGCCCCAGGACACUGAGGCAGAGCAGGAGCUGAGCAUGGAGAGCAAGGAGGACAAAUCCCCACGGCAGAACCUGGUGGAAGAGGCCGUUUUGAGCAGCUCCACUGCGAAGGAACCCAAUGGGGAGGAAAAGCCCCAGAGAUCCCGCACGAGGAGGGGCUGCAAACGCAGAUGGCAGGGAUCUGAGGGGGAAAGAGCCAGCCUGGGCCGGGAAGGCGGCCAGAGAUGGAGCCAGAGCUCGGAGCUGGUGCUCCAUGAGCAGCUCCAUGAUGGGGAGAAGCCCCACACGUGCAUGGAGUGUGGGAAGAGCUUCAGGUGGAACUCCGACCUGAUCAGGCACCAGAGGAUCCACACUGGGGAAUGGCCCUACAAGUGUGGGGAGUGUGGGAAGAGCUUCAGGCAGAGCUCCAGCCUGAUCCUGCACCAGAGGAUCCACACUGGGGAACAACCCUAUGAGUGUGGGGAGUGUGGGAAGAACUUCAGCCUGCAUUCCAACCUGAUUGUCCACCAAAAGAUCCACACCGGGGAGAGGCCCUACGAGUGUGAUCAGUGCAGGAAGAGGUUUCACACGAGCUCUGAUCUCCUCAUGCACCAGCGCACUCACACAGAGGAGAGGCCCUUCCACUGCCCCGACUGCAGGCAGGGCUUCAGGCAGAACUCCCAUCUUGUCAGGCACCGACGCAUCCACACUGGGGAGAGGCCCCACGAGUGUGGGAAAUGUGGGAAGAGCUUCAGGCACAGCUCCAACCUGAUCAGUCACCAGAGGACCCACACUGGGGAGAGGCCCUAUGAGUGUGGGGAGUGUGGGAAGACCUUCAGCCAGAGUUCCACCCUGAUCAGCCACCAAAAGAUCCACACUGGGGAGAGGCCCUACGAGUGUGAUCAAUGCAGGAAGAGGUUUAUGACCAGCUCCCUUCUUCUCCAGCACUAUCAGAUUCACAGAGAGGAGAGGCUCUUCCAAUGCCCUGACUGCGGGAAGGGAUUCAAGUUCAACUCCAUCCUCAUCACCCAGCGGUGCAUCCACACUGGGGAGAGGCCCUACGAGUGUCCCCAGUGUGGGAAGAGCUUCUCCAGCAGCUCUCACUUGACCCGACACCAACGGAGGCACCGGUGAGGGAAGCCCUGCGAGUGCCCCGAGUGCGGGAAGAGCUUCGUGCAGAGCUCCCACCUGAUCCAGCACCAGAUGAUCCACACUGGGGAAUGGGCCUACGAGUGUGGGGAAUGUGGGAAGGGCUUCAGGUACAGCUCAGAACUCGUCAGGCACCAACGCAUCCACACUGGGGAGAGGCCCUACGAGUGUCCUGAGUGUCAGAAAAGGUUUCAGAGCAGCUCUAACCUCCUAUUGCAUGAGCGCAUUCACACGGAUGAGAGGCCCUUCUGCUGCCCUGAGUGCGGGAAGGGCUUCAAGCAAAACUCCCACCUCAUCACCCACCGGUGCAUCCACACUGGGGAGAGGCCCUACGAGCAUCCCCAAUGUGGGAAGAGGUUUCAGACCAGCUCCAAUCUCCUCCUGCAUGAGCGGAUCCACACGGAUGAGAGGCCCUUCCUCUGCCCUGACUGUGGGAAGGGCUUGAACCUCAAUUUCACACUCGCCACCCACCGGUGCAUCCACACUGAGGAGAAGCCCUACGAGUGUCCCCAGUGUGAGAAGAGCUUCACCCAGAGCUCUCACCUGACCAAACACCAAUGGAGGCACGAGUAA